Closterium sp. NIES-67 is the source of this 4042-nucleotide messenger RNA. The record is from the annotation of a GenBank genome assembly. NCBI's taxonomy places the organism in Eukaryota, Viridiplantae, Streptophyta, Zygnematophyceae, Desmidiales, Closteriaceae.
GAGUUAGUUACAGGACGGUUUUGGGAGUUACGUUUAGUCAAUCGUUUCGCUGCAGGAGAGUCUGUUUCCCUUUGACCAGCCAUGUAGCUUUCCGUAUGCUCAGCUACUAAAUAGAUUGCGAAGGUAAAACAGGGAUUAGUCUGCAGUUCGCAUUUCGCAUUUUGGACAGCGACAGGCGACAGCCAUGGCGACGUCGUCGCCAGCUGUUCGCAGGAGAUCGUCAUUCCCAAGCGCCUUGUCGCAGCCGUCGCUCCGCACCUCUCCGUCGCCCGCGCGACCAGUUCCGCCUUCCGCGUGGGAAACCCCGCCGUCCUCCGCAGGCGCGGGCGAAUUCGGCGGAAUCGGGGGAAGCGGGGGAAUGGGGGAGGGGGGAGCGGUGAGCGGAAGCGGCCGUCCGCGGUUGCGCCGGCGCCGCGCAUUCGCUGACAUUGCUGGCGCUGCUAGUGUCCCCACAAUCGGCGCGUUUCAGACGUAUCGCCACCCGUUGAUCGAUCGAAUGCUCGAAGCGCAGAAAGGGAUGCCGACGCUGACGGACGCGACUGUUGCGGCGGGAAUCACGGUGACUGCUGGGCUCCUACUGGCUGCGACGCGACCCAGGGAGCAGCAGCUGUGGGAUUGGCUGGUGGAUUCAGGCGUGGGAGGGGAAAUUGCAGGGAUCCUUCUUUCCGUCGUCCAAGUCUCUCUGGCCGUCCUUCUCCUCCUCUCCCUCCUCUCCCUCUCUCAAAUCAUCUUCACUCGCGUAACCAACCCCACAAAACCCCCGUUCUCUUCCUUUUCCGCUCCGUUUCCCUUCCCCGCGUCUCCCACCCCUUCCUCGCCUUAUCCUUCCAACCACAACCAAUACCACCAGCAGCACCAGCAGCAGCAGCAGCAGCACCAGCAGCAGCAGCAGCAGCAGCAGCAGCAGCAGCAGAGUAAUCAGCAACAGGAUGUUGCGGAUUCUCUCCUUGUCCCCCAACGAUCAGCCAAUCAUUCUGAAACACGUGGCACAACUCUACACACUCCCACGCCUUCCGCCUCUUUCCCCUCCCCGUUCCCGUCCCCGUCCCCGUCCCCUGGCCCUUCCGCUACCUCCUCUUUCCCUCUGUACCCCCAAAAGCUACGCUCGUUUCUUCAUCAGUAUACUCCUUAUAAGCAGUUGCAGCACCAGCAACAUAAGCAGCAGCAGCUACAGCAACAACAGCAAUGGCAGCAGCAGCAGUAUCAGCAGCAGCUGCUACAGCAGCAACAGCAGCAGCAUCAGCAGCAGCUGCUACAGGAGCAACAGCUGUAUCAGCAGCAGUUGUAUCAUUCACUCCCUCACACUCCAACUCCCCAUCGCCCUUCUCACACCCCCCUCGCUCACUCCUCUCUCUCACACCCGCCUUUCUCCCCCCAACCAACACCAGAAGCAACUACUGCUGCUGCAACACCCAACGCCCCUUCCUCCCUCCCCACCCUCCCCCACCACUCCCACUCCCUCCUCUCCUCUCUUUCUCACACUCUCCACCCCUCUCUGGCCCUCCACCACACCCCCUCUCUCGCGCACUCCCUGCCCUUACCCCUGGGAAGCAAGAGGAAGCAAGUAGAGACAAAGGAGGAGCUGCAACAGCUGUUGAUGAAUUUAGAUGGCAAACUUGCUGCUGCUUCUGCUGCUGCUGCUGGGGGUGGUGGGGGAGGGGUUGGGGGUGGGGGUGGUGGCAGGGGUGGGGAAAGGGAUGCGGAUGGGGAAUGGGGUAGGGAGGGAGGAGGCGGGGAGGGGGGAGUAGGAAGGGGCACGGUGAGGGGGGGAGGAGUGAGUGCGGGAGCAGCAGCACACGUAGCAGCAGCUACAGGCAGAGGCGGAGGCGGAGGGGGGUAUUACCCCCUCUCGUAUCAACAGUCUCCUGGCAGUCUCCCGGCGCACUAUCACCAGUCCCAACCAGGCCACUACCACUACCAGAGUUCAGAGCGCCUUCCACCGAUCUCUCCUCGUGCUCGUGCGGAUUCACUCGUUCAACCCCCCUCUCCCACUCUCCUCCGCUCGUCCUCGCUUGGCGCACCAGCCUCCCCCCUCCCAUUCACCCCUCACCGUUACACCCUCCCACCUACGCUCCCCACACCUACCCCCUCCGCCCCACCACACCUCCCUACCGCUCCCCUCACUUUCCCCCUCUCAAAUCCUCCCUUUGAUACAGUCACCUCGGAUUCUCUCACGCCUGAUACAUUCACAUCUUAUAACCCCUCCUCGCCCCUCCUAGUGCACCCUAGGCUGACUCCUAGCCCGUCUCGAGCCGCCAUAGUGGGGAAGAAAGGGGAGGUGGAGAGAUUAAAGCCCAUGGCGCCUGGGGAGGAGGAGGAGGGGUUUAGGAGCCUGGGCGUGCUGCAGUGGAGGGACACGUGGCGCGACAGGAUUCGCCAGUGGUUCUCGCAGCACCUGCUGAAGGCCCUGGUGAAGAAGAUUGAGGCAGCUCCAAGCAAGUUAUCAGCAGCAGCAGCCCCUCUCGGCCUCUCCCUCUCCCUCGAACCUCUCGACAGCCUCGGCAACUCGGCCGUACCUCUACCUGCAGGCUCGGCAGGUCUGACCCAGACCUCCGCCCCAGGCUCGGCUGCGGCGGCAGCAGGAACCAGCAGCCCUGGUUUGGGAGUGGGAGGGUUGGGAGGAGGGGAGGCAGGGGGGGUGGAGGAGGUGGGGGGAGGGGGGAGAGUGGUGGUGGUGCAGGGGAGUGUGAUGGGGGAGAGAGAGGGGCUGCAGCAAGUGAAGGGGAUUCUGCUACAGCUGCUACAGACGCCCACUCAAGCAGCCCCUCCUGCAGGGUCCAUAUUUGGCUUGCACCAGCCGCAGCAGCAGCAACAGCAGCAGCAGCAGGUGGAGGCACAGAAGGAAGCUGCGCGGAACCUUCUGGCAGCCAUAGCGGACUACGAGCAUCUUAGGGACGUCCUUAGAGGGCACUGGGCCAAGGGGCUGCUGCUGCCUCGUGGCAGUGUGCCAUUGCAGUACAGCACUCAGCGGAUCAAAGACCUGGCAGCAGGCUCCUGUCUGCGCUGCUUCCAAUGGUCAGCAGGCGGAAGCUUCCUGACACGAGACGCCAGCCGCAUCCCCACCUCCUCCUCUCCCGCCUCUUCCACUCCCCUCACCAGCACCACUGCUGCUACUGACCCUACCCAUCACUCCCUUUUCUCUCCCUUCUUUGGAGCUCCCUCCUCCUCCCUCCCCCCCUCUGUCCUCCCACAUUCCCCUCCCCCAUCCCGUGCUCCCAACUCUUCGUCUCCCUUAACCCCUUCCUCCCUCUCUGGCUCUCAACCCCCAUCUCUGUCAUACUCGUUACAAGCUGCUCCAGAAGGAGCGUUCCUGGUGCCUUGGACUCCUGACCUCCCCACUGACCCCCAUCUGCUGGUCUACCUCUUUGCUGCACACCUGUCGCAUCCCCGUUGGCUGGAUGAAUACCUGCAAUCGCCACUGCAGCAGCAGCAGCAACAGCUUUCCACAGCUACUACAACUGUAGCUGCUACAGUGCAGCCCCCAACAGCUCACUUUGCCACCCAAAAUCCCCUGGUAGUGGGCGGCUCACUUCCCCGCGACCGCCUGUUGCCGCUGUCGUCUUCUUCCUCCUCUGCUUCACCCUCUGCCCUUUUGGGCGGCAGGUUCACAGCCAUCGUUGGAUCCAUCCCACCAGCCAAUGCCAGACUGCCACCUGGCGCCGACGUGCUUGUGAUAACGCGGGAUGUACCUGCAGUUUUCGUCUCUUUCUGGGAUGGCCUGCCAACUUUCUGCCUACAGGGGAGGUUCGCAUUAUGGGAUGCUGUGUCGCUGCUGUGCCUUGGGGUGCAUGUGCACCAAGGUGGCAUAAUUGGUGAUCUGAGCUUGUCUUCUCCAUCUCUAUCUCUCUCCCCUCUUCUUGAGCCAGUCAUCUCCACAAGUAACACAUGAAAUAUUCCAUGUACGAUUCCAGCUUCGUCCGUAAAUAUCUGGAUAGAACAAGAAUCAACGUUGCCUACUAAAUUACCUGGUUCAUGUCAUCUAGUUGGUUAUGGUAGAUUAUGUUGUAACUCGCAGGUUGAAAUGUUCAAUAUCAUUACUGAU